CGCCGGGGCGGGCGGGGCGGCGCGGAGGCGCGGCGGGGCGCCCGGGAUUCCCCGCGGAGCUGCGCGGCCCGGGGUUCCCAGUCCUCAGCCCGCUCGUCGCCGGCCCCGCAGAGUCCGCCGCGCCCUCCGCGGGAGAGCCCCGGUCCCACCCGGCGCCUGCUCCCAGCGCGGCGGGGCCCCCGCGCCCAGGCCCCGCGGACGCGCCGCCGCUCCCUCUCGGCCCCCGCCGCGCCCACCCCGGGAAGCUCCGAGGCCCGGCCGUGGAGGAGGUCAAGGCCACGGCGGGGAAGAUGUACCAGAGCCUGGCGCUGGCCCCGAGCCCCGGCCAGGCCGCCUACGCCGACUCCGGGGCCUUUCUGCACGCGCCAGGUGCCGGCUCCCCGGUGUUCGUGCCGCCCGCGCGCGUCCCCUCCAUGCUGCCCUACCUGCCGGCGUGUGAGCCGGGCCCGCAGGCCCCGGGGCUGGCCGGGCACCCCGGCUGGGCGCAGGCGGCGGCCGCAGACUCAUCAGCCUUUGGCUCCCGCAGCCCGCACCCACCGGCCGCUCAGCCGCCCGGAGCCACCGCCUUCCCCUUCCCGCACAGCCCCCCGGGGCCCAGAGGCGGUGGCGGCGCAACGACCCGGGACGGCGGCGCCUACCAGGGCGCGCUGCUGGCCCGCGAGCAGUACCCCGCCCCGCUCAGGCGGCCAGUGAGCGCCUCCUACCCGACUGCCUACCCGGCCUACGUGAGCACCGAGGUGGCCCCGUCCUGGACCCCUGGACCCUUCGAAGGCAGCGUCCUGCACGGUCUCCAGAGCCCCCCUGCUGGCCUCCCCAGCCGCAGAGCCUCCUUCGUGUCUGACUUCUUGGAAGAGCUCCCCGGCGAGGGUCGCGAGUGCGUCAACUGCGGGGCCCUGUCCACACCGCUGUGGCGUCGCGAUGGCACCGGCCACUACUUGUGCAAUGCCUGUGGCCUCUACCACAAGAUGAAUGGCGUCAACCGGCCGCUGGUGCGCCCACAGAAGCGCCUGGCCUCAUCCCGCCGCGCGGGCCUCUGCUGCACCAACUGCCGCACGACCACGACGACGCUGUGGCGGCGCAACGCGGACGGGGAGCCAGUGUGCAACGCCUGCGGCCUCUACAUGAAGCUUCACGGGGUGCCGCGGCCCCUGGCGAUGAAGAAGGAAAGUAUCCAGACGCGGAAGCGGAAACCCAAGGGCGUUGUGAAGACCAAGAGCUCUUCGGGAUGCCCAGCAAACAGCACAACCUCGCCGCCUUCCGUCCCGGACCCUGAAAACCCAGCAGCUGCUUUGAAACCCAAACCCAGCCUGGCGUCCCCUUCAUGUCCUGGGUCCAGCGUCGCCUCCCAGGCCUCCAUCCAGGCAGACGACCCCCUGGCCCCCAGCCACUUGGAGUUCAAAUUUGAGCCCGAGGACUUUGCCUUCCCAUCCACAGCCCUGGGCCCCCAGGCUGGCCUUGGUGGGGCCCUGCGCCAGGAGGCCUGGUGUGCGCUGGCCUUGGCCUAGGUCCCCGGGCACCCAACAGACCCAUCUCACUGCCCGUUGGGGUCCAGCACAGUGGAGAGAGCUCACUGGGCCCACCCACCAGAAGAGACAAGCGAGUGGGACCUUGAGGCUCUGGGCAACCCUCGCCACGGUGAGGGGGAGGCCUCUGUACA
Messenger RNA from Mustela lutreola (European mink), 1657 nucleotides. It is a transcript of the gene GATA5, whose product is annotated as GATA binding protein 5. Bases 291 to 1505 code for a protein of 404 amino acids. The record is from RefSeq and is a predicted model, not a curated record. Gene Ontology annotation, cellular component: nucleus. Lineage: Eukaryota; Metazoa; Chordata; Mammalia; Carnivora; Mustelidae. Gene Ontology annotation, molecular function: DNA-binding transcription factor activity, RNA polymerase II-specific; RNA polymerase II cis-regulatory region sequence-specific DNA binding; zinc ion binding. Gene Ontology annotation, biological process: positive regulation of transcription by RNA polymerase II; negative regulation of transcription by RNA polymerase II; cell fate commitment. The transcript is spliced from 7 exons.